Molecule: messenger RNA, 912 nt
Organism: Ylistrum balloti
Lineage: Eukaryota; Metazoa; Mollusca; Bivalvia; Pectinida; Pectinidae
Exons: 6
Coding region: 1-912 (303 amino acids)
Source: RefSeq, a predicted model, not a curated record
AUGGCCAUUUGGGGAGUUGUUCGUCUUGUUUUUACCCUUUAUGUGAUUAUUUCUCCAUCAAGAUUUGAAGUGGCAACAAGCAGUAGACAAGACCCUGAUAAAUGGCCUCCAGAGGCAGCUGUAGACGGUAAUGUCCAAAACAAUGACGUAGAUUUUUGCGCUCAUACACGUGUUAAAAAUGCAACAAAGGCCUGGUGGAGAGUUGACUUAGGACACAAAACAACGAUCAUCAACAUCACAAUAUAUUAUAGGGGUAAGUCAAUAACCUCUACGUCAGUCAAGUCACAACUUCACAAUAUAUUAUUGGGAGAAUUUGCUGGUUACCAGAUCUAUGUGUCAAACUCAACUAAGAGGAGUCGAGCCAAACUCUGUUUCAAAGACACCAGCACAAGUCUUGAAGAAGUAAAGAAUAUUAUAUCACAUCAAUGCCAAUAUGUGGCCAGGUAUGUGAUGAUUUACAACUUCAGGAAUGAAGAAAAAGACCAUUCAUGGUAUUCAAAGUCUGCUGUUUUGGAACUUUGUGAGGUCCAAGUGUUUGCAUGCGUUCCAGGGAAACAUGGAGAUGUAUGCGAGAAUGACUGCUCUUAUAAUUGUAAGGACAAAACCUGUAUACAGGAGAACGGCAACUGUGUUGGAUGUGUUCGUGGAAAACAAGGUUUACAAUGUACUAAGAAUUGUUCAAUUAACUGUACAGAAUGUAAGCAAGACGACGGAAUAUGCACUGGUAAAAUCAUGCCUUCCACAAUCAAUGUGUUCCUGGAAAACACGGGAUUAUCUGUGAGCUGGAGUGCUCUGAAAAUUGCCACAACGCCAUAUGUUAUAAAACAACGGGCCUUUGUCGAGGUCGGUGGAUUUUACUGUUUAGAGAUACCAUUUGUAAUGAGAGAAAGGAAAAGUCUUUUGGAUCUUUGA